Contarinia nasturtii (swede midge) is the source of this 3613-nucleotide messenger RNA. RefSeq names its product eukaryotic translation initiation factor 3 subunit A (gene eIF3a). Gene Ontology annotation, biological process: formation of cytoplasmic translation initiation complex; translation reinitiation. Gene Ontology annotation, cellular component: eukaryotic translation initiation factor 3 complex, eIF3m; eukaryotic translation initiation factor 3 complex, eIF3e; multi-eIF complex. Gene Ontology annotation, molecular function: mRNA binding; translation initiation factor activity. The transcript has 5 exons. The record is from RefSeq and is a predicted model, not a curated record. NCBI's taxonomy places the organism in Eukaryota, Metazoa, Arthropoda, Insecta, Diptera, Cecidomyiidae. The coding region runs from base 156 to 3485 and encodes 1109 amino acids.
GUACCGAAUGCCAACCUCGCGCACCGCUCUGUCACUAGUCUUUUAAUAAGACGAUAAAAUAUUUGCUCGUCACCGCACGGCAAUAUUUGGUUUUAAAAAAACGUGAAUUAUUGUGAACAUAAUUGGAAUAAAAAGUGUUUUAAUUUAUUAACAAGAUGUCUCGUUACAUGAAUCGCCCGGAGAAUGCUCUGAAAAGAGCAAAUGAAUUUAUCGAUGUCGGAAAAAAGUCCAGAGCUUUGGACACUCUUCAAGAGGUGUUCCGCAACAAGAAAUUCACGUAUAGCUAUUCGGAAUCGGUGAUUGAGCCGAUUAUGUUUAAAUACUUGGAUUUGUGUGUUGAAUUGAAAAAAUCGCACAUCGCCAAAGAAGGUCUCUUCCAAUACCGAAACAUGUUUCAAUUGGUGAAUGUUGGCUCGUUGGAAAAUGUGAUUCGUGGCUACUUGAAAAUGGCCGAAGAGCGCACUGAAGCCGCACAACAACAAUCAUCGCAAGCCGUUAUCGACAUCGAUGAUUUGGACAAUUUAGCAACGCCCGAAAGUAUUUUAAUGAGCGCCGUUUGUGGUGAAGACGCCCAGGACCGGUCCGACCGUACCAUUUUAUUGCCAUGGGUGAAAUUUUUGUGGGAAUCAUACUGCCAAUGUUUGGAAUUGUUGCGUGUUAACGCACAUUGCGAAGCUUUAUACCAUGACAUCGCACGCAUGGCAUUCGCUUUCUGCUUGAAAUACAAUCGCAAGAUGGAAUUCCGUAAAUUAUGCGAAAAAUUACGUAAACAUUUGGAAGAUAUUUGCAAAUCAACCAAUCAAGCACAAGGUGUUAGCAUCUCAAAACCAGAAACACAACAAUUGAAUUUGGAUACGAGAUUGAAUCAAUUGGACAGUGCAAUUCAAAUGGAAUUGUGGCAAGAAGCUUACAAAGCCAUUGAAGAUAUUCAUGGUUUGAUGAACUUGGCCAAAAAGCAACCGGUUGCUAAAACAAUGGCAAAUUAUUACCAAAAAUUGGCAAUGGUCUUCUGGAAAGCUGGUAAUCAUUUGUUCCAUGCAGCUGCUCUCUUGAAACUCUUCCAAUUGACCCGUGAAAUGAAGAAAAAUAUUACGGCCGAAGAGCUUCAGCGUAUGGCAAGUCAUGUAUUGAUCGCCACAUUGGCUGUGCCAUUGCCUUCGGCUCAUCCUGAAUUCGAUCGGUUCAUCGAAACCGACAAGAGCCCAUUGGAAAAGGCACAACGUUUGGCCGUUUUGUUGGGUCUUCAAAAUCCACCCACUCGUGCUUCAUUGCUCAAGGACAUGAUUCGUUUCAAUGUCGUUUCAUUGGCCGGUGAACAGUACCGUAAUUUAUACCAAUGGCUCGAGAUCGAUUUUGAUCCAUUGAAUUUAUGUGCACGCGUUAAAGACAUCACCGAUUUAAUCGUUGCUGACGAAAAGCAUCCAUUGCAACAAUAUGUUAAUUCAUUGCAUGACGUCACGAUUGUUCGUUUGAUUCGUGAAAUCUCCCAAGUUUAUCAAUCAAUCGAAUUUGCACGCAUCUUGUCUCUAGCCAAAUUCACCAACAAAUUCAGUUUGGAGCGUAUUUUGGUCGAUUGUGUGCGUCACAAUGAUAUGCAAAUUCGCAUUGAUCAUCAAGAAAAUUGCAUUCACUUCGGAACGGAAUUGUCGGAAAGUCAACGUGACCAUCGUCCAGAUGGUCCAAUGCUUCAAUCAAUGCCAUCCGAACAAAUUCGGUCGCAAUUGGUGAAUAUGUCAAUUGUCUUGCAUCGUGCUAUCAACACCAUCAAUCCAAAUCGCAAGAAGGCCGACCGUGAUCGUAUUCGCGCACAAAUCGUUGAAAGCUACCAUGCCACCAAAAAUAAGGAGCAUCAACGCAUUUUGCAACGUCAAAAGAUGAUCGAAGACUUGAAAGAGUCGAUCGAACGUAAAAACAAUGAACGCGAAGAGGAAGAGAUCCGUCGUCAAGAGGAAGAACAGCGACGACUUAAAUUGGCCGAACAAAAACGUUUGGAAUUGGAACUUGAGGAACGUGAACGAAAACGUGCGGCCAACGAAAUUCAGCAAAUCAAGGAGAAGAGCUUGAAAGAAAAAAUGGCACAAAUUUCACAAACAACACACGGUCAAAAGGUGCUCAAGAAAUUGGAUGAAGAUGAAAUUAAGAAAUUGGAUGCUGAACAAAUUGCCAAACGUGAAUCGGAAGAAUUGCAACGGGAACGCAAAGAAUUACAAUCAAAAUUAAAGUCACAAGAAAAGAAGGUCGAUUACCUCGAACGGGCUAAGCGACAAGAAGAAAUUCCAUUGAUUGAAAAAUACUUGGAAGAUAAACAAUCUGGUGACAAAGAAUUCUGGGAACAACAGGAGAAACAACGUAUUGAAAAUGCUAUUUCUGAACGUGAAUUGGCAUUGAAGGAACAAGUUCGUUUGUCACGCAUGUAUCCAGACCGUAAUGCAUUCUUGGAUCGUUUGCGCAAAGAACGUAGCUCAAACUUUGAAGAAAAAGCCGCUGCAUUUGAGAAAUUACUUGAAGAAGAGCGCAAGAAACGUAUAGCCGAACGUGUUGUUGAACGCUAUGAAGAACGUAAACAAAAAUAUUUGGACGAAGUGGCAGCCGAAAAGAAACGGCGUGAAGAUGAAGAGCGUCGUGUUAAAGAGGAGGCUGAACGUGCCGAACGUGAACGUCGGGCAAAGGAACGUGAAGCCGAAUUUGAACGAAAUGCACAAAUUCAACGCGCUAAAGAAGAAGAAAGUGAACGCAAACUCGCCGAACGCAGAGCGCAGGAACAAAAAGAAAAAGAAGCUCAAUCGUCAUGGAGAAAUGCACCAACAGCCGAAAAACCAGCCGCACCAGCCGCUGGAGACAAAUAUCGACCACCUGGCCAACGAGGAGGCACUGAAGAAUCCCAACCACCUAGCGCUUGGCGAAAAGAACGUGUCGAAGCCAAACCAGACACCGAAAACAAAUGGCGCCGUGACGAAACUAAAGUUGGUCGAGAUGAUAGGGAAAUACGUCGUGGCGGAGAAGACAGAGAAAUCCGUCGUGGCGGUGAAGACAGAGAAAUCCGUCGUGAUGACCGAGGCAACAGGCGAGAUGAACGAGAUUUUCGAAGAGGUGACGGAGAAAUCCGUCGUAAUGAUGAUAGAGAAAUCCGCCGUAGUGAUCGUGGCGGUGAAGAUAGAGAAAUCCGUCGUAGUGAUCGUGGUGGUGAAGAUAGAGAAAUCCGCCGUAAUGAUCGUGGCGGUGAGAAUGAUAGACGUGGUGGAGAUAGACGCGGUGGAAACCGUGGUGAUGAUCGUCGAGGCAAUGAUCGUCGCAAUGAUGCUGGCGGCUGGAGAGAUACCAACCGCGAUAGCAACCGCGGUGGCGAAAUUCGUCGCUCCGACCAGCCACCACAGGAUGGUGGUAAUUGGCGAUCGGUUGCACCACGCAAGGAAGAAAUCAAACGGGCAAAAUCACCAGCAAAAGUUUCAGAUGAUGGUGGCUGGGAAGAGGUCCGUCGCAAGUAGAUCAGUGCAUUUCCAACAGCCAUGGAUUAUUUUUAUUAUUUCUAUAAAAUUAUGCAUAAAAUUUAAACUCUGUGUAAAACUGAAGUAAAUAAAUAAAUAACCAGAGUCAUUAACUAAAAAUUCAUUCA